Messenger RNA from Castor canadensis (American beaver), 1307 nucleotides. It is a transcript of the gene Hey2, whose product is annotated as hes related family bHLH transcription factor with YRPW motif 2. Gene Ontology annotation, molecular function: DNA binding; protein dimerization activity. Lineage: Eukaryota; Metazoa; Chordata; Mammalia; Rodentia; Castoridae. Gene Ontology annotation, biological process: regulation of DNA-templated transcription. The record is from RefSeq and is a predicted model, not a curated record.
UGGGAAAGAGCCCGGAGGAGCCGACCGCGCCGCCGCGGGAGCCGCGCCUGCCCAGGCCCAGGGAGGGAGGGCGGGAGGAGGCAGGCGGGGAGGGCCUUGCGCCGGGCUCAGUGUCGGUGGCUGCUGCCCGGCUGCGUCUCCAACCGCCGUGGCCGCGAUGAAGCGCCCUUGCGAGGAGACGACCUCCGAAAGCGACAUGGACGAGACCAUCGACGUGGGCAGUGAGAACAAUUACUCUGGGCAAAGUACUAGCUCUGUGAUUAGAUCGAAUUCUCCAACAACAACAUCUCAGAUUAUGGCAAGAAAGAAAAGGAGAGGGAUUAUAGAGAAAAGGCGUCGGGAUCGGAUAAAUAACAGUUUAUCUGAGUUGAGACGACUGGUGCCAACUGCUUUUGAAAAACAAGGAUCUGCAAAGUUAGAAAAAGCUGAAAUAUUGCAAAUGACAGUGGAUCAUUUGAAGAUGCUUCAGGCAACAGGGGGAAAAGGCUACUUUGAUGCCCACGCUCUGGCAAUGGACUUCAUGAGCAUCGGAUUCCGAGAGUGCUUAACCGAAGUAGCCCGAUACCUGAGCUCGGUGGAAGGCCUGGACUCCUCCGACCCACUGCGCGUGCGCCUCGUCUCUCACCUCAGCACGUGCGCCUCCCAGCGGGAGGCCGCCGCAAUGACGUCCUCCAUGGUCCACCACCAUCACCCACUGCACCCGCAUCACUGGGCAGCAGCCUUCCACCAUCUUCCUGCGGCCCUGCUCCAACCCAACGGACUCCAUGUGUCGGAGUCAACCCCUUGUCACCUCUCCACAACUUCCGAAGUGCCUCCUGCUCACGGUUCCACUCUACUCACAGCAACGUUUGCCCAUGCAGAUUCUGCCCUGCGGAUGCCAUCCACGGGCAGCGUCACCCCUUGUGUGCCACCUCUCUCCACAUCUCUCUUGUCCCUCUCCGCCACCGUGCAUGCCGCCGCCGCAGCGGCCACCGCAGCCGCACACAGCUUCCCUCUGUCCUUCGCGGGGGCGUUCCCCAUGCUCCCCCCAAAUGCAGCCGCAGCAGUGGCAGCCGCGACAGCAAUCAGCCCUCCCUUGUCUGUAUCAGCCUCAUCCAGUCCUCAGCAAACGAGCAAUGGAACAAACAGUAAACCUUACCGACCCUGGGGGACAGAAGUUGGAGCCUUUUAACUUAUGGUUGAACUCCUUGCAAUAGUAACUGAAUGUCCUUCAUUUCAGGGUCAGCUUAAAACCUCUGCAUCCUGAAGGUAGCCAUACAAAUGCCUACAGAUCCACAAAGGAACAAUAAAGCUAUUUGAGACACAAA